AUGGCUCCCAGCCUCUGCGCUGCUGUGACACAGGUCCCCUCUGCUUACAUCCUGCGGCCAGAGGCAGCCAGAGGCUUACUCCUGACACAAGGUGACCGGGACAUGCCAUCCUGCACUGUGGGCAGCCGGCAACUCGGCAGGCAGCGCUGCCCACCACCACUCCGCUCCGCAGAGCACGGUGCCCACAAGACGGCCAAGACGGAGCGGCCAGGGGGCCAGAGCCAUGCAGCGAAGUCAUGCCUGUGGUCCAGUCCUGCCUGGACAAGCGUCACCGUGUCCUCAGAAUGA
Messenger RNA from Rangifer tarandus platyrhynchus (Svalbard reindeer), 288 nucleotides. Lineage: Eukaryota; Metazoa; Chordata; Mammalia; Artiodactyla; Cervidae. The record is from the annotation of a GenBank genome assembly.